AUGUAUUAUGUGAAAAACUAUUUCGUGUUCUUGUUAACAUUUAGUUUAUUUGCUCAAAACUCGCUCGGGUUUUCACCAGUCAUUUUAAUUCCUGGUGAUGGAGGCAGUCAACUGGAGGCUAAAGUUAAUAAAACGAAUGUCGUGCAUUACAUUUGUGCUAAGACCUCAAAUGAUUUCUACAAUGUAUGGCUCAACUUGGAACUGCUGGUACCUUUUGUGAUAGAUUGUUGGAUAGACAAUGUACGACUGGAAUACAACAAUGUUACACGAAAGACAAACAACCCUCAAGGGGUGGAGAUCAGGGUACCAGGCUGGGGUAACCCAGAACCUGUCGAGUGGUUAGAUCCAUCACAUGAUUCCGAGGGCGCUUACUUCAAUACCAUCGGAGAUGCUUUAGUCAAGAUGGGUUAUGUAAGAAAUGUGUCUCUGAGAGGGGCUCCAUAUGAUUUCCGAAAGGCACCAAACGAGAAUGGUGAGUUCUUUGUGAAGUUAAAGACUCUUGUAGAGGAAACAUAUGAAAUGAAUAACAAGACAGCGGUGACACUGCUAGUACACAGCAUGGGAGGGGCAAUGGCGCUGCAAUUUCUUCAGCUGCAAAGCCAGAGCUGGAAAGAUCAGCAUAUACGGAGAAUGAUCUCCCUCUCAACACCCUGGGGAGGUGCUGUGAAAGCACUCAAAGUAUUUGCUAUAGGUGAUGACCUGGGCUCUAUGAUGCUGUCUCCCAGUACCCUGCGGGCUCAGCAGAUUACAUAUCCCUCGUUAGCCUGGCUGCUGCCGUCAGCUCGUCUGUGGGGCCCUCACGAGCUGCUUGUCACCACCGACAAGUACAACUACACCAUCAAUGACCUGCAGAAGCUCUUCAAUGACAUGGAGUUACCGAACGCGUGGGAGAUGCGUCGGGACACAGAGAAGUACUCCAGCGACGUGGCCGCGCCGGGAGUCGAGCUACACUGUAUAUAUGGAUAUAACAUCUCUACUGUCGAGAGACUGGACUAUAAGCCCGGCACUUGGUUGGACGGCAAGCCUAACCUGGUGUUCGGUGACGGCGACGGUACGGUCAACCUGCGCUCACUGUCAUACUGUGAGCGGUGGGGAAAGACGAGGCGGCGGGGGGGCCUGUGGAGGGCCUUCCAACGAGGAGGCUGGGCCCCACAGGCCUCGCUCAAGGUCUUGCCACUUAGCAACGCUGAACAUCUCAAGAUACUCCACGACCCUCGCGUGGUACAAUACAUCACCACCGUCAUGGCCCUACCGUAA
Messenger RNA from Danaus chrysippus (African queen), 1257 nucleotides. The record is from the annotation of a GenBank genome assembly. Lineage: Eukaryota; Metazoa; Arthropoda; Insecta; Lepidoptera; Nymphalidae.